Molecule: messenger RNA, 1471 nt
Organism: Conger conger (European conger)
Lineage: Eukaryota; Metazoa; Chordata; Actinopteri; Anguilliformes; Congridae
Product: large ribosomal subunit protein uL3-like
Exons: 10
Coding region: 150-1376 (408 amino acids)
Biological process (GO): translation; ribosomal large subunit assembly
Cellular component (GO): cytosolic large ribosomal subunit; ribosome
Molecular function (GO): structural constituent of ribosome; RNA binding
Source: RefSeq, a predicted model, not a curated record
CUUUUCCCUGUUUGUAAAUGAAUACGGGCCCCAAACUGGGCCAGCAGCUAAAUUAGAGUCUUUAAAGUGAGUAUCAUCUUAAGUAUAACCCCCAGAUCUGCACUUGCUCCUGUCUCUUUCUGCCUUACCCCCCAACACUGCGCACAGCCAUGUCUCACCGUAAGUUCCACGCCCCCCGGCAUGGUCACAUGGGCUUCCUGCCCCACAAGCGGAGCCGCAAGCACCGAGGGAGGGUGCGCAGCUGGCCCAAAGACGAGCCCUCCCAGCCUGUGCACCUCACCGCCUUCAUGGGGUACAAGGCCGGCAUGACCCACACCCUGCGCGAGAUGCACCGCACCGCCAUGAAGGUGUCGAAAAGAGAGGAGGUGGAGGCGGUGACCAUCAUCGAGACGCCCCCCAUCAUCGUGGUGGGGGUGGUGGGGUACAUCGAGACCAUCCGCGGCCUGCGCUCGUUUAAGACCAUCUUCGCCGAGCACAUCAGCGACGAGUGCAAACGCCGCUUCUACAAGAACUGGUAUAAGAGCAAGAAGAAGGCCUUUACCAAAUACUGUAAGAAGUGGCAGGAUGAGACAGGGAAGAAACAGCUGGAGAAGGACUUUGCCGCCAUGAAGAAGUACUGUUCUGUGAUCCGUGUCAUUGUCCACUCGCAGAUGCGUCUGUUGCCCAUGAAGCAGAAGAAGGCCCACGUGAUGGAGGUGCAGCUGAAUGGUGGCAGUGUGGCGGAGAAGGUGGACUGGGUCAGAGAGAGGCUGGAACAGCCUGUCCCCGUCACCAGCGUCUUCUCCCAGGACGAGAUGAUCGACAUCAUCGGAGUCACCAAGGGCCACGGCAUGAAAGGGGUGACCAGUCGCUGGCACACUAAGAAGCUGCCUAGGAAGACACACAAGGGCCUGCGGAAAGUGGCCUGUAUCGGAGCCUGGCACCCUGCCCGGGUGGGCUACACCAUUGCCCGCGCUGGCCAGAAGGGCUACAACCACCGCACUGAGAUCAACAAGAAGAUCUAUCGCAUAGGGAAAGGGGUCCAUGUUCAGGACGGCAAAGUGAUCCGCAACAAUGCCUCCACCCACUACGACACAACACAGAAGACCAUCAACCCCAUGGGUGGCUUUCCUCAAUACGGCGAGGUAAACAAUGACUUUAUCAUGCUGAAGGGGGGUGUCAUGGGCACUAGGAAACGCGUCAUCACCCUCAGGAAGUCCCUGAUUACGCACACCAGCCGCAAGUCCAGGGAGACCAUCGAGCUGAAGUUCAUCGACACCACCUCCAAGUUUGGCCAUGGCCGCUUCCAGACUGCCCAGGAGAAACUGGCCUUCAUGGGCCCCCUGAAGAAGGAUCGCCUGAAGAAAGUGGCAGAAGCUCAAUCUGAGGAGGUUUAGAGGGGCCAGGGGUCCCCCAGAAAUAAAGAGUGUCCACAAUAUAAAAUAAAAAAUCUGUGUUAUACAAAAUAAUAAAUAUCCCUUUACCUCAACAA